This is a messenger RNA of Lacerta agilis (Sand lizard), 436 nucleotides long. RefSeq names its product cornifelin-like. The record is from RefSeq and is a predicted model, not a curated record. Lineage: Eukaryota; Metazoa; Chordata; Lepidosauria; Squamata; Lacertidae. The transcript has 2 exons. The coding region runs from base 129 to 428 and encodes 99 amino acids.
AACUGGGAAAGUAACUGAAAACUGGAUCCCUGUGACUGGAAGCUGAUAGCUAUUUACGAGCUGGGUGCUGGGCGACCUCCUCCUUCUGAUCCUCGGAGUGCCUUCUCUUCCUGGCACCAUUCUCCUUCAUGGCUUUCCAGCCUUGCCCUGUGGUCACUCAGCCUGCGGCCGUCAACAACUGCUCCCCGUGUCCAUACAGGGACUGGAAAUCGGGACUGACGGACUGCAGCUCGGACCAAACAAUAUGUUUCUGCGGGAUCUUCUGCCUUCCCUGCCUCACUUGCAAGGUGGGAGCGCAGUACGGCGAGUGCUUCUGCGUCCCCUUCCUGCCGGGGGCUCUUGUGGCCAUGCGGACGGGCCUGCGAGAACAGCUGCGCAUCAAGGUACCCGUCCCCGGGGGGGACUUCUGGGAAAGUUCCAGCAGAUGAUUGCCAGG